Messenger RNA from Symbiodinium pilosum, 2811 nucleotides. The record is from the annotation of a GenBank genome assembly. NCBI's taxonomy places the organism in Eukaryota, Dinophyceae, Suessiales, Symbiodiniaceae.
AUGAGGUCAAAGAAGCCUGGCGCCCCCAAAAGGAAGGAGACGCGAGCUCCCAACAGUGCAACCGUGCAAAAGAAGAGCAUUAAGUGUACAGGAAAUGAGCACAAGACACGGCGCAGGACUGCUGAGGCUCGUGCACCUCAGCCAUGCCGUGGUGGCGCCGGGCGUGGAGGACUUGUCCAGAUGCCGAGGGCGAGUCGUGAGGAUGGCUGUGUUGAUGAGGAGCGGCUUCACAUCGCCCUGCGUGACAUCCAGCUGCCCUCGGGAGGAGUCCAGAAUCACUGCGUGAGCGGCCCAGCCUUGGAGGAGCUGAGAUGUAAGGCCUACGUGGGUCCCGCUGCCGCUCUCUUUCCCCCUGAUGGACGGCCGGACAAGUCACGACUCAGGGAGACCAGGCUGGAGGUCUCUGGCCACAGUGCAACCGCAGAGGUGGAGCUUGGUGUGCCUGAGCCACGGGAACCUUGGGCCCUGCGCGUGAAGCUCUACCGGCGUCCGGCCAGCAGCCUCUUCGCGCAGGAGAAGAUCUCUGAGCUGGUGGAGGACGUGGGAAGGGAAGGGAAAGCGAUUCAGCGAGUGAGAAGAGAGGCGCUGCCCUGCCGCUGCACGGCGCAGCUGCACAGCGAGUCCUCGGCUCGGCCGGGGAGUGCUCAGGUCGAGGUCGAGGUCGCAGAAGCCUUUGCCACUCCCUGUGCUGCGGCUGGUGCCCGCCUCGGCCGUGGAGCCUGUGGGCAGGUCCUGGCGCAAGCAGUGGACGCCGGCGGCAUCGAAGCUGCCGACGUGGAGGCAACAACCUAUGAGAAACUCAUGCAUGAGACCGUAGACAUCGUAGACUGCGAGUACGGAUCUGUGAAAGUUGGCUCCGAAGCGAAGCAGCCGCAGCGCUGCAAGCGGCUGCCAGGCUUGGCAAGCCGGGAGCUUCGAAAACUUCUCUUCAAAAGCAAAAGGGCGGUCUCAGGGCGCAGCUCCGCAGCUCCGCAGCUCCGCAGCUUGCAGCUGAGGCCUGCGGUGGUGGAGAAGCUCCUCGAAGCAGGUGUCCAUGCGACCUUGGCUGCUGCCCGGGCGGCGGAGCAGGCCAAGGAGGAGCAAAUGGCCCGCGCCUUGUUCACCAAAGCCGAGGGCACCAGCAAAGCGGAGGUUUUGCUGAGCAGGGCUGUGGAGGAGCGGAUGCCCUUCGUGGCUGAGCAGCUGCUGAAGGAGGAUGCUGCUGCGCUGCAGGGUUUGGGGGAGGAUGCGGCGCGGAAGGCCCAUGCCGCUGGUGCUUGGACGGUGCUGGCUGCGCUGUUGGACCGGGGAGAUCCCAUGCCUGUGCCACCACGGCUGCUGUUGGAUUACGCCUUGCGUGCUGGCCACGCGGGCUUGGCCAGGUCCUGCUUGGCCCAUCUCGGCGAGGACACCAAGGACAUGGACCUGGCACUCCGCACCUGCCUCGACCACGGGCGGACAGAGAUCGUUCGGGAGGCUUUGGAGGUGAUGUGGAAGGCCCGCAGCAACGAGCACUCUGAAGGCCCUCCCCUCCUUGAGCUGGUGGACGGCGUCAACGGGGAGCAUCCUGCAGAGUGCAGCGUGUGCUUUGAAGAGCUUUACACCAAUCCUGGGAUCUUUGUGAACGAGCAUGGUUUCCGGGUCUGCGGCCACUUCACCUGCCUCAACUGUGCAGAGCAUGUCCAGGACGAGGCCGGGGAGCGGUUCCGCGCCUGGCGGGCUCGCCGCGCGGACGAAGAGAAAAGUUGGUUGGGUUUGAAAGAGGGUCGGCUUCUUCCUUUUCUCCCAGGCCGCGAGCCCCGCAUCCCGCGGCCCCCGGGCCCGGUGCGGCUGACAGACCCCACGGUGGACCCGAAGGCAUUCUUCCGCUUAGCUUGCGUCCCAGAGGAUCCCAAAGAGGCCAGGGCGGAGAACUUGGUGUUGAAGGAGAAGUGGGCACUCGGCACCUUGGCCGCGCUGCUCCCGGUGAACGUCUCGAGCUUUACUGGUAGCUUCCAAGAGCUUUGGCCCGCCUGGUGCGGAGGCAAGAAGGAGGGCCUGCUGGAGAAGGAUUUCUUGAGGCCUGGAGGGAUGCUAGCCUGGCUCAGCAGCCAUCUCCUGGAGCAAAAGGUCAACAGCCAAUUGGGCCAGCCGCCCUCCCUGGAGUGCGCCGAGGCCUGGUUUGGGUUCUUCGACUUCCAGAGCUCCGGCCGCCUCACCAAGUCCGAGCUGCUCAGGGGCGUCGUGAAGGCUUUCGACGUGUCGCAGCUGGCUGCACCUGGCACGCCAAGUCGACGCGCGCGGAGCGCUGGCGUAUACAAAUUGCGUGACCUGGUUGGUGCUAUAUGGGAUGACACGCGAUGGGCUGAUGGCGUCCCUUUGGAGGACUUCGUUGGUGCAGGGGGCCUUGCCGAGCGGCUGCGCGCCGCGCUGCCUGAAAGGCCUCUUUCUUCUUUGGCCACGGCCAAAGAAGCAGGUGCCAGGGUCCCGGGGCCUGGGCUCAGCGUGGAAGAAGCGCUGCAGCGUGCGCGGGCCAGUGACUUCCAGACGCUGCAGGAGGACGAGGCGCGCGCGAAGGAACGGGCAGAGAAGCAGCGCCAGCCAGUGGCCACCCCGUCUCCUCAUGGCCGGGAAAGGGAGCCGGGCUCGCGGCCGGGCAACGGCCAGGUGCUUUUGGCUUCCCUCCUGGAGGCUGCGCGGGAAGAGGGGCGAUUGGGGGCCACCCGCCAGAUCCGCAUCCAGUGCCCUUUCUGCGGCGUGGUCAACGGAGCCCGCGCCUCCGAGCGCCACCGGGUGAUCUGCGGGGCCUGUCGCAGCGUCUUUGCAGUCCCAAGCCUGGGGUCACGGCGAUGA